AACCAUGUCGAUGUAUGGCAAAGACAAGGCGUAUAUCGAGAAUGAGACAAAGUUUCGAGCAGACAGAGAUUACUUGAGCCAGCCUGUCUAUCAACAAACUGUCUAUCGAGAAGGCCCAAUUUUGAAACCAGAUGUAGAGGUUUCAGUGGUAGACGUUGAACCCGUCGAGUGUACUCCUCACAUGUGGGGUCAUCCGAUGGGACUUUUGAGGUGGUUCCAAUUGCUCAUGUUUUUUGUGCUUCAAUGGCUGGUGCAGAUCACUUGCGGAGGGGAUGCAUGCACCAUGAUUAUGAAUGUUUUUGGAUAUACUGCCAUGGGGCAGCUCUUUGUGCUGGUAAUAUUCCUUGGACUAUCUAUGUUUUGUGGUGUCAUCAUCCUUCUUUUCGCUCUUAACGCUCAUCGUUGCAUUCCAUCCAUCAUCAUCGCACUGGAGAAGGUAUAUGCGAUCCUUGGAAUUGUGUUCAUGUUUAUCGCUGGAAUCUUGGGAACCUGGAUGGCAGUUUUGGCAAACGACAGGGAAGUAAACUAUCAGGGAAGAGGACGAGGUCACAUUCAAGGACAAUGGAUUGCUGCCGCGGUACUCGAGUUCCUGAUGGUCAUUGUCUACAUCUUUGAUUUCAUCCUGCAGCGCCGUGAAAACUAUCCCUUCACUGGAAAGGAAUACAAAACCGUCCCGUCACAGCAAACGGGACCGGGCUCGAUGCGUUCGACAACGACCAAUACAAAGCGAUCUACUGAUUUCAUUUUCCAAGAAACUUUCUAAUUCUGACCGUCUUCUUCUUUCAAAAAAAAAAAACGUUGUAAUGUGCAAUUUUGAUUUCUCUUUCUUUCAUCAUUAUUACUAAAUGUUUCCUGUAUU
This is a messenger RNA of Caenorhabditis elegans, 859 nucleotides long. RefSeq names its product MARVEL domain-containing protein (gene C42D8.1). Lineage: Eukaryota; Metazoa; Nematoda; Chromadorea; Rhabditida; Rhabditidae. The coding region runs from base 5 to 763 and encodes 252 amino acids. The record is from RefSeq and is marked reviewed. The transcript has 8 exons.